Molecule: messenger RNA, 1044 nt
Organism: Brugia malayi
Lineage: Eukaryota; Metazoa; Nematoda; Chromadorea; Rhabditida; Onchocercidae
Gene: Bma-mfb-1
Exons: 8
Coding region: 1-1044 (347 amino acids)
Biological process (GO): protein ubiquitination
Cellular component (GO): SCF ubiquitin ligase complex; cytoplasm; nucleus
Molecular function (GO): protein binding
Source: RefSeq, a predicted model, not a curated record
AUGCCGUUUAUCGGGAAGGACUGGCGAGCACCCGGUGAAACUUGGGUAUGGUGCUCCAAUACCGAUGGAUGGGAACAAGUGAAACUACGACCAAUUCAGCAGGUAGAAGAAGCAGUUGAUACAACGCGAUCACCAGUUUUUAGUUCACUAGUGAAAAAUAUUUCUUCGAUGUCGCUAUCAAGUAACGAUGAAAAUUGUCAGCGAUCGGAUACUGAUGAUUCCGUUUCAGAAGGUGAUGAUUGGAUUCCACACUGUUUCGUCAAAACUGGAAAAUCCAAGGAAUUUGUUGGAUGUACAAGUAUGAGUGAGGCAUUUCAUCGAUUGGACUUGGCACGAGCUGUGAGCGAUGUCCGGAGAUUCAAUUAUAUCUGUAAAGUUGUGCAAAUCCUCGUUCAGGAGAAGUUGCAAAAUCUUAGUGCUACUGCUCGAAAAGCUCUUCUUUCCAUUAUUAAGGCAAUUGUACUUAUAUGUGUCGAGAGGGACCUCCACAUAUCCAUAGCACGAUCUCUUGUCUGUGAUUUUGGUACGGGUCUUGAGGGUCACUUAUAUGGUUCACCUCAAUUAGUUUCGAAGCAGCUAAAUAUGAUUGGCGAUUUGUUGGAACUUAUUUCCGAACAACGACCACGUACAUUAGCGGAUAGUGAUGAAGAGUCAGUAACAUUCAUGGAUUUACCACGAGAGAUUUUGUCAAUCAUCUUAAGAAAACUUCCCGAUCAUGUUUCGCUGCUUGAAGUUGCUAAAGCACAUGAAGUUUUGGAUGCCAUUGUCAAAAAAGAAGAACAGCUUUGGGCAUCUCUAUGCAGUUUUCACUUUACGCAAGAGCAAACUGCGAAAAUUAAGAAAGACCCGAUUUCCUGGCGUCAUGCGUUCUUCGAACUUAAAAAACAUUGUGGACUGCGAGAAUUUUAUGCUGAUUUAAUUCAUCUCUGUUGCCACUGUAAAGCGAUAUUUUGGAAGGAUCAUGGACAUCCAUGUAUAUCGAAAGAUACACCUUCGGUACGUGUUACUCCUCAACAAUUUGUAGACAUGUUACUACUUCUGUAA